AUGGCAUUAGCCAGCGGUCACUGGCUGGAGAAAGAGAUGAGGGAGAAGCCCCAAGUCCCAGUUUCUCCUGAUGAUGUGACAUGGGAGGAGAUUCCUCAGAGCGGAGAAGUUCCGUCAGCCAGAGAAGGACACACUCUUUGUGUUGUGAAAGGGAAGCUGUUUCUGUUUGGAGGAGCGUCCAGCCCCGACGCCACUGAGUGUCUCCCAGGAGUCUACAGCUUUGACAUAGUGUCUUUGACCUGGGAUUGCUUAGAAGUUGGUGGCAUGGCCCUCAGAACCCUCAGACACAGCUCUGUUGCCAUGGGAGACAACAUCUAUGCGUACGGAGGCACUGUGGGUGGGAAUCCAACCAACGAUCUCAUGGUUUUCAACACAGUGUCUCUCACCUGGACGCCAGUUAAAACUAGUGGAUCGCUGCCUCCUGCCCUGUGUGGUCAGAGUUUUGCUCUGGUUGGAGAUCAGCUGUUCAUGUUUGGAGGUUAUGAAGGAGGUGGAACCUUCUGUAAAGACCUCUAUGUUCUCAACACAGACAACUUGGUGUGGCAGAAAUGGGAGGUGAAGGGAGAAUCACCUGCAGCCUGCAGCGGGCAAACACUGACUGCACACCAUGAUAAAGAUAUCUACCUGUUUGCUGGCAAAAGCACAAAUGAGGACGGCACAGUGACGUCUUCCAAUGAAAUCCAUAAACUCAGUAUUGCUAAGGUGAAAUGGAAGGUUCCUCUGUACGUCGGGAUUCCUCCAGCCCGUCGUCACGGACACACUGCUUUCAUUCUCCACAGCCACCUGUUUGUAUUUGGAGGGAAGAACGAAGAGCAGGAGUUUAAUGACCUGAAGGUGAUGAAACUCAUUAACCCCUCAGAGAGACAACCAGUAAUGAAGGAGAUUCUGUCAGAGUUUGGUCUGCAGGGAGUCAGCCACAGCUUCACUCCCACAAAGGUUCCCAACGUCCGCUACGAGCUGAGCGAGACUGCCCCCUCCAACCAGUCCAGGAACACAGCAGCUAAUGCACAGGUGUUUGUCCACAGAGACUUCAGCGCAGUUCGAGAUCAGGCCAUGAAAAUGAUCCAGACAGCAUUCACUCUGCUGGACCAGGAGUUCCAGAAACUGGAUCGAGAGAAGUCCGAGCUGUCAAAAGCUGCUGCUGCUCUGCAAAGAGACAGAGAAGCUCAUGAAGGCCACAGACAGCAACAGCAACAGGAGCUGCAGGAGAUGCUGGACAGACAUCGCUCUCAAAACGAGGCGUGGCUCCGAGCGAGAGCCGAGGAGAACGACCGAGAGAGGAGGGAGCUCUGCAGACUCCGAGAGGAAGUGUUGCAGGAGCAGGAGCGAUUGAAGGAGGAGCACAGCAGCAUCCAGAAACGCAGCGAACAUCUUCUGUCCAUCAUGCAGCAGUUCAAAGGAAUGUGA
Molecule: messenger RNA, 1407 nt
Organism: Morone saxatilis (striped sea-bass)
Lineage: Eukaryota; Metazoa; Chordata; Actinopteri; Moronidae
Product: rab9 effector protein with kelch motifs
Exons: 16
Coding region: 1-1407 (468 amino acids)
Molecular function (GO): protein binding
Source: RefSeq, a predicted model, not a curated record